AUGACUGACCAAGCGAAAUGGCAAGCUCUUAUGAAGUGGACGAUGAAGCAUACAGAUGGCACAACGCCGAGUGUCGCUACACCAAUCUCGGAGGAUAAACGCCGUUUCUUAGAAAUGGUCAUGAACGAAGGCGUGAUUGACGAGACCGAGCGUAUCAAAGAUAUAUUGCGUAUAAUGGAGGGCGAGGACCCGCGUCUUGUGUUUGCUGCCGCGGACGGCACUGUCGCUACUGAUAGUGAUGAUUCAUCACCCGAGGAAUUAGAUCAGUAUAAAGACACGUUGCUUGAGGAGCUGCUAACGCGUAUCGAUCAAAUUGACAAUGCUCAGAAUUUCGUUAAGAUGGGUGGUUUACGCGUAAUGACAAAUGUCAUUCAAAAAUACACUCAAGCUUCGUCUCGCGCAUUAGCAGCCGAGGUAUGCUCCAUUGUAGUCCAAAAUAAUCCAAUUUGUCAGGAUGCAGCUGUAGACUUUGGUCUAUUAGAAGUGCUGUGCACUUUAGCUCGCGAGGAUAACGAUAUGACGUGCCGUGUCAAAGCUCUGCUUGCCAUUUCAUGUCUCGUCCGUCACCAUAAUGCCGCAGAGAAGAGAUUUCUUGGAGAAAUCUGCAAAGGCCUUGAUCUUUUGCGUCAGAAUCUCGAAAAUGCCACGGAUAUCCGGCUCCAACGUAAAUCAUUGUUCUUUUUGCGCUAUUUGAUGCGCAACAAUCGCGCUACAGCAGAUCAAGUGUUACAAAUGGAUUUUUUUGUCCAGUCCGUUGCAGCGUUUAUUAAUCUUAAGGAUAUUGAUUUGUGCGAGAGCGCCGUGGAAGGAUUGGCAGAGUUUGCUCUGGUUGGUCCUGACUAUGUAGCAAAAUGUAAGAAAUCCGAGUAUGGUCUCAUUGCGAAAUGCAAAGAGUGUAUCGAGCAGAUUGAAGCACUUGAGGGUGAGGACAAGGAGAUAGCACAAGAGACCAAAGACCGAGUGCAACACUUGAUAAAACUAUUAACUGAUAACUGA
Messenger RNA from Plasmopara halstedii, 996 nucleotides. RefSeq names its product Armadillo/beta-catenin-like repeat-containing protein. Lineage: Eukaryota; Oomycota; Peronosporomycetes; Peronosporales; Peronosporaceae. The record is from RefSeq and is a predicted model, not a curated record. Bases 1 to 996 code for a protein of 331 amino acids. The transcript has a single exon.